AUGAACGAACCCGAACAGAUCACCAACGAGUCCGCGCGUCCCGAGAGCGACUACUCGCGUCCCACCAAGCGCGACCCCAAAGGGAUGCGUACCGGCUACACCACCGGCACCACGGCGGCGGCGGCGGCCAAGGCUGCGGUAAUCCUGAUGCUGUCAGGGAAAGCCCCCGACGAAGUAUCCGUACCGCUGCCCGGUGGACAGGGUAGGGCCGCUUUCGAGGUCCACCGCAGUUGGCCCAUGGAGCCCGCAGAAGGCGUCCGCUGCUCCGCCAUCAAGGACGGCGGCGACGACCCUGAUGUCACCCACGGCGCGGAGAUCAUCGUCGGCGUGUGGCGGUUACCAGACGGCAACAAGGGGCUCCAGAUCACCGGCGGCCCGGGCGUGGGUACGGUUACCCGACCCGGCACCGGUAUCGAGGUUGGCGACGUUGCGGUCACGCGAGUGCCGCGCCGCAUGAUGGCCGACGCCGUGGCCGAGGGUUUGGUCGAAUGCGGCUGGCCGGCCGAAACCGGGGUCCGCGCGCGCAUCUCCGUGCCCGGCGGCGAGGAAAUCGCCAAGCAGACCACCAACGCCAGGCUCGGCGUGCUCAACGGCAUCAGCAUUCUCGGCAGCACGGGCGUGGUGCAGCCCUUCAGCACGGCAGCAUGGCGCGCCAGCGUACACCUGGCCAUCGACGUGGCAUACGCCAACGGCCUGGACCAUCUGGUAUUGUCCACCGGCACCCGCAGCGAGGAAUACACCCGCCAGCUGCUGGAUCUGCCCGACAUGGCCUACAUCGAGGCCGGCAUCUUCUCCGGCCCCUCCAUGAAACGCUGCGUCAACAAGGGCAUCAAGCGCGUGGCUCAUGUGGGCAUGGUGGGCAAGUUCUCCAAGAUGGCCAUGGGCUAUUUCGUGACCCAUGUCGCUGGCAACCAGGUGGAUACCGGCUUCCUCGCCGGCCUCGCCGGCCAAUGCGGCGCGUCCGCUGAUCUCCAGGCCGAGAUGGCCGAUGCUGCCAGCGGCCGGCACUUCCAGGAAUUGGCCCAGGAGCAUGACGUCAUGGGCGUGUUCCCCCUGAUGUGCCAGAUGGUCUGUUCCGAAGCGCAGAAAUACCUGGGCCAGGACCCGGACACGGAUGAAAGCGACGCGAUCAUCGUGGACGCCCUGUGCUUCGACUUCGAAGGCAACCUGCUGGGAUCCGCGAGCACGUCGCCGGACGGCAUUCCGAUGCGCUCCGCGUCGGCAGCGGUGGCCGAUGGUCAGGGCUAA
Molecule: messenger RNA, 1248 nt
Organism: Geodia barretti
Lineage: Eukaryota; Metazoa; Porifera; Demospongiae; Tetractinellida; Geodiidae
Source: the annotation of a GenBank genome assembly